Molecule: messenger RNA, 1828 nt
Organism: Coturnix japonica (Japanese quail)
Lineage: Eukaryota; Metazoa; Chordata; Aves; Galliformes; Phasianidae
Gene: C3H1orf115
Product: chromosome 3 C1orf115 homolog
Source: RefSeq, a predicted model, not a curated record
CCCCACAGGGAGCACGGACAACCAGCCCAGGAGCUGAAGGCUCCGCUGGUGGCUGAGGAAAUGCCCGGCAGAGGGCCGGCCCGGUGCGGGACAGCGGCCGCCUCCGGCCACACCUGUGAGGCGGCGACGGCCGAGGGAGCGGCGAGCGGCGGCUCGGGACGGCACCGGGACGGCACCAUGACGGUGGGACCGCGGCUGGGGGCCAAAGCGCGGAGCCGCUUCUCGCGGCGGGGACCCGGCGACGACCAGGUGUGCAUCCUGCACGGGGAGGACGAGGAGCCGGCGGCCGGAGCCCCGCGGCCGGAGCAGGAGAGCGAGGAGGGAGCGGGCGGCAGGAAGGUGCGCUUCGCCAUCCUGCCCGACUCCUACCAGCCCCUGCGGCCGCCGCCCCCCGCCGGCAAGCGGCCCUACGGCAAGAGGCUGAAGAAGUACGGCAAGAACGUCGGCAAAGCCCUGCAGAAAGGAUGCCGCUACUUGGUGGUCGGCUUGCAAGGACUGGCAGCAGCCUACACCGCUCCCUUUGGGGUGGCAGCACAGAUGGCAUCGCUCGUCCGCUAGAGCACGGGGUGAGCGUGAGCCUUUCCCAGAAGACUGCAGCGAUCUCGGCUCUCUUAUCAUUAAAUCAUCAUCCAAGACUGCGUCUGAGAAACCUCUUGGACACGGACAGCCCCAACCCCAUGCAGCACCCAAGCACUGUAUUCUCUUCUGCAAAAUACUCUGGCGCCUUCCAACCUUUCAAAUCAGACUGGGUCAGAGGAACGCAAGGACGAGGAAGUGAUGGUGGAUUAACAGAGCUGAAGUUUGGAGUCAGGCACGCGUUGGUUUUCUAAAGCUACGUCUGGAGGGGAGCCAUGGACAGAUGGGAAAGCAGGUAGAUGAGGGAGAGAGGUGAAGAGAAGUAGAGGGUGAAGGUGGUGGAUGGGAGGUGGAGGUGACUGGAGUCAGAUGGGAAGGAAAUAGUCAAAGUUGUUGGAGGAAAUGGGUAACGAGAGAUGGGACAAGGCAGCCUUUGGUGUCCUACGUCCUUUUUUUCUUUCUGAGAUGGUUAAAGUUAGGAAUUAUCUUAAACUUGUGCAUAUGAAUUGACCGGGGAGACACGAUGGGCUGUGCUGCAUCACUGUUGUUCAUCUCAAACACUGCAAAUCACGAGCCCUUUGGUCUUAGUGCUAGUUAAAAACCCAGGAAGGAAAUGAGGUGCUUGUCUUCUGAUCUGGGGGCAUUAAAUGUUCGCUGCAAUUAAAAUGCUAAAGCUUUCCUCUACUGCUGUAAAACGCACCUGCUGGUUUUUAGACACAGUUUUUAUCUGGCAUAUCUGGCUGCAGAAGCUGGAGCUACAACUCUAACUUGCUGGUUCCACCCCCAUUCCCGCGUGUUGAAGCUGCAGCUCAGCAGUGUCAGUGCUGGAUGGCUCAGCUCAGUAGUGCGGAUGGAGCCGCUUCCGUGUCACACCUCGAGGGCCAUCAAUCUCCUGUUGAUGGCACAGGAACAGCUGCUCUUAUGGGCCUUCAAAACUCUGUGAAUUGAUUUGGCUUUUUUUUUCCCCCUCAGUCUUUCAUGGUAACAGUAAAUGAUUUCCCCGCCAGCACUUUCUCUGUACUGUAGAUCUUCCUAGUUUUGAUAGUGUUUUUGUUAUCAAGGAACUGGCGUGUUCUGGAAACAAAUGCUGUCCAUUUGUGCUCUUUGCCUCUUCUGAACGGAGGGGCAGCACACAUCCAAUAGCACACCACUGUAUUUCUUCUGAAUGUAGCGAAUGGAACAAAGAUGGGUUUUAUUUCAUGCUCUUUUCUGUCCGAACAGUAAAUAAAAGUAUGUGAUCCAUGUGCUGGGA